AUGUUGAAAAACCUUUGCACCCGAACUUGGCUCAUCCAUCAUCCACAAAAGCCUUUCGCAAACUCUCUUGUUUUUAUAUUUAAAAAUAAUAUAAAUCCAUCACUUUGCCAGAAAUUAGAGUACACACAACACCGAUUCUUUUUGAAAAAGUUUUUCGGCAAAGAAAACAAUUCAUCAUCAUCUCCGAAUGACAAUGAUAAACAAUCGGAAUUUUUGAAAGAACGAGAAAAAUUAGCAACGCAUUUAAAGAUAGAAAGAGAACAAAUCUAUGAUGAAAUUAAUAGAUAUUCUCCUUUGAAAGAAAUUAAAUCUGUUUUGAAGCAUAAAGGAAAGCUUUUUAUUAGCAUGUCAGGACAAUUAAUAGCUCCAGAAAAAAGUAUUUUGUUUCCUUCGCCUGAUGUCUCUCUGGGAGAUGGAAAAAGCAAAGUAGUCAUUAGAAAUUUAAAGGGUGAACAAGUUGAUCUCUUGAAGAUGAUAAGAAGUUGCAGAGCUACAUUAUUGUUUGUAAACUUUACCGAAUAUGGAUCUAACAUGACAAAAGAAUGGAGAGAAGCGUAUGAUGAAUUUCAAAAACGUUAUGAUGAACAAUCAGGAGCAUCCUCUGUUCUAAAAACACAAUGCAUUGAUUUUAGCAUUAGCGAAAACUAUGUAAUUGCAUGGCUUGAAUCAGUGGUCAUGAAUAAUCUCAAAUCAAAGAUUCCACCUGAAAUGCACGACAAGACAUUGGUAACAUUCCUAAAAAGUAAUAAUGAAACAUACAAAUUCAAGGACAUGAUACAAAUCACAAACAGCAAAACAUGCUAUGUUUUUGUCAUUGAUCAACAAUGUAGGAUUAGGUGGAAAGCUGUUGGUGUUCCAGAAGGAAAAGAGAAAGAGUUUAUGAUUUUAGCAAUUCAACAACUUGUUUCUCAAACGGAGCGAAUCAAAUAA
Messenger RNA from Naegleria fowleri, 930 nucleotides. RefSeq lists its product as uncharacterized. Gene Ontology annotation, biological process: mitochondrial proton-transporting ATP synthase complex assembly. Gene Ontology annotation, cellular component: mitochondrial inner membrane. The transcript has a single exon. The record is from RefSeq and is a predicted model, not a curated record. The coding region runs from base 1 to 930 and encodes 309 amino acids. Lineage: Eukaryota; Heterolobosea; Eutetramitea; Acrasida; Naegleriidae.